Oryza brachyantha (malo sina) is the source of this 1910-nucleotide messenger RNA. Its product is annotated as phospho-N-acetylmuramoyl-pentapeptide-transferase homolog. Gene Ontology annotation, cellular component: membrane. NCBI's taxonomy places the organism in Eukaryota, Viridiplantae, Streptophyta, Magnoliopsida, Poales, Poaceae. Gene Ontology annotation, biological process: cell wall macromolecule biosynthetic process; cell wall organization. Gene Ontology annotation, molecular function: phospho-N-acetylmuramoyl-pentapeptide-transferase activity. The transcript is spliced from 8 exons. The record is from RefSeq and is a predicted model, not a curated record. The coding region runs from base 66 to 1622 and encodes 518 amino acids.
UCGGACCGCGUGCUGUCCCCGUCCCCGUCCCCCUCCCCUCCGACGAGCCACCACGCGCCUCGCCGAUGGCUUCGCCUCCGUCCGCCCCCUCCUCCUCAUCCUCCUCGGCCGCCGCCGCCGCCGCGUGUCCCGCGCCCCAUCGCCCGCGCUUGCGCUCACGGCCAUCUCUCCGGCCGCCGCCGCAGCGGCGGGUGCUUCCGUCUUCCUCCUGCCGACCGGCCCGACCGUCCGCUCUCCCGGAUUCCUUAUUCAGAAAUAUUACCACAAGACCCGCAAGUAGGCGCGCGAUUGAUGAGGACCUGGGUGAUUUCUCGCUGGCUCAUGAUGAUGGGGAAGGCCAUUUAGGGGUUGCUGUAUAUUCAAGUGAGAGUGAAUGGAGUGAUGAGGAGUUCAUGUUAAAUCCAACCAGUGAUCUUGAGUUACCAGCGAUGAGCAAGAGCCGCUUCGAGGGUGCAGAGGGUGCAAUAACAGUUGCUGCCCAUAGGUUUGCCAUGAUUGAGAAAGGGCAUAGGAAGAGCAGAACUCAACAAGGGCUGAUGAAUAAUGUUGGACUGAUUGCUUUCUUAGCAAUAUUACUUUUAUUUGUCGACUGGUGUUCUUGGCGGAUUGUUAGACUACCUCUGGACUCGUUUUACUUGACACGUCCUUUUUUAAUAUCAUCAGUUCUAUCAGCAUUAGCUGGAUUUAUUUUUGCACCAGUUGCUGAUAACAUGAAGAUUCAUCAUUUCCGGAGGAGAGAGAAGCUUAUGUCUCCAUCCUAUAGAAAGCCAACACCAGCAAUGGGAGGAUUAUUCUUUGUUCCUAUCGGCAUUUUGGUUGCAAGAAGACAUGUUGGUUCCAACUCAACUGGAGUAAAUGGAGCAGCUAUUAUAACCCUCGUAUUUGCAAUGGUUGGAUUGCUUGAUGAUAUUUCAAAUCUUUUCAUGGAUCGCAAUCGUAAAGUACCAGAAUGGAUGAGAUUCUUUGUUCAGAUUGUUGCUGGGAUUUACUUCUCUCUCUGGUUAAGUUCUACAAAUAUUUCAACACCAUAUAACAUGAAAUUCCUUGUUCCUCUUCCUCCUCCUCUGGGCCUUGCAUUCAUAGGAAAAAUUUAUCUCGUUCUGGCUGCAAUAUGUUCUCUUUCCAUGGGUACUGGAGUUACAUUGGUUGAUCGCCUUGAUGGCUUGGCUGGCGGUGUCGCAGCUUUAGCACUUUCUGGAUUGUCUGUUGCUUCUCUCCCAAUUUGUUCAGAAAUGAGUGUUUUUGGAGCAUCAAUGUCAGGCGCUUGCGCUGGUUUUCUCUUCCAUAACAGAUAUAGAGCCUCAAUUGUUAUGGGCUGUGUUGGUUCUUUUGCACUCGGAGGAGCAAUUGCUACCAUUGCAGCCUGCAGUGGAAUGUUCAUUCCGAUGUUCAUUGCAUGCAGUAUUUUCCUUCUUGAGCUGCUUAUGGUAAUAUUGCAGGUCCCUUUUCAGAUGGCUAUGAAGCACUUCUUUGGGAGAAAUAGAUAUCCUCUCCGAGUUCUCCCUUCGUAUUACUUUCUUAAAUCUUGGGGUAUAAAGGAACCUUAUAUUGUGGCUGGCGCAUACGUUAUAUCAUGCUUAUUGACAGCAUUUGCAGGAUAUCUUGGUCUUGUUUCAGCGUAACUGGAAGCUUAGGUUAGCAACUUACUAUUCUUUAGUUCUUUUUGUUGUACCUGUAUUAUUCUCUCUCUUUUAACAAACCUAGAACAUUCUUUCAUAAUGUUAGUUGCUUCAUAAUUGCCAAGUGUAUGGUUCAUACAACAAACAUAGAAAAUAUAGAGAUGGACCUUGUAGAAUUCCUAACAAAUGUGGGAAUUGGGAAUUAUAGCAUGAUACGAGGCCAUGAGCUGUGGAGCUGUGGUGUUUUCCUCCUUGCAUAGUAUAUUUUUGUGAACGAAAUUAUUGUGGUUA